Messenger RNA from Blepharisma stoltei, 735 nucleotides. Lineage: Eukaryota; Ciliophora; Heterotrichea; Heterotrichida; Blepharismidae. The record is from the annotation of a GenBank genome assembly.
AUGGCUUCUUUAUUCGGAUGCUUUGAGUAUCUAAAUUUGUUAAAUCAAGAACUUCAGGCAGCAAGCAGUAGCCCGAUUGGGGUGGACAACUCGCCCUUAUCAUAUCUACUAAAAGGCUACCAAGACCAGUUGGCUGUGCUCAGAAUGCUUUCUGAACAGUGCAACUCCAACAUGGGAAAAUUACAAUGAAUAACAUCUGAAAUAAAUUCCCUAAAAGCUGGCAACAAAAAUUAUUCGGUUAUAAUACCAAGGGAAGAACCAAUUGCAAGCGAGUUUUUACUUGAAAAACUCUGUGGAGAGGCGCCAGACUGACAGUACUCACUUGAGCUACUAAACGAUAUUCCUCACCCAGUAUUCAAAGAAAAAGCCUUUUCUAUAGUAGCGCAAAUAACAGACCAGGAAGGGAACAAAACCACCCUACCAAACCCUGUACAUUUUAAAAUUCUGUUAUUCACAAAUGAAAACCCACCUAAGCUGAUGGAAACGACCACAAAUGGGGACAAAAUCAUGAGAGGGACGGUGGAUGUAGAGUCAGACAGUGUUCUGAAUUAUAAGAAAAUUGUAAUUAAAGAGGUUACUUCACAUUAUAGGCAUGGGAGUUUCUUUUUGGUAGUAGCACCAAAGGAAGCUCCUUAUAUCAAACCACUUAUCAUUGAAAAUUUAGUGGUCAAAGCAAGAAAAGUUGGUCUAGAUGCCAAGCCAAGGAAAAAGCAGAAAAUUGAAGCGAAUCAAUAA